Messenger RNA from Paramuricea clavata, 1209 nucleotides. The record is from the annotation of a GenBank genome assembly. NCBI's taxonomy places the organism in Eukaryota, Metazoa, Cnidaria, Anthozoa, Malacalcyonacea, Plexauridae.
AUGGAUCCUUUUAGUGAUUCCAACCACAGUACACGUGAUUUUGACACAUGGUUCACAGAAAAUUCUUCACGAAAUUUGACUCGGAAAUCGCUUCAAACCUUGGCAUUAUCGCUAACUUUAUUCCUAACUAUCGUUGGCAACGGCAGCGUAGUUCUGGUACUAGUAAAAAACUUUAGCAUUAAAAACGUACCGAACAUGCUACUGUUCUGUUUAAUCAUGAUAAACCUAGCUAUAGGAGCCAUAAACCUGCCUUUUGCCGUGAUCUCAACCGCCAUGGACGAGUGGCUAUUUGGCGAAGUUUGGUGCGAAAUUUCCGGAUUUCUUAAUCAGUUUCUAACGUCCACGUCAAAUGUCAUGGUAACCGUAGUCGCCAUCUACCGUUACCAGGCCAUUGCGAACACGUUCUCGGCUCAGAUUACUUACAGAGGCGCUAAAUGGAUUACAGCCUUUGCUUGGUUUUAUUCUCUCGUCUUCGCCAUCCCCCCGCUCUUCGGUUGGAACUCGUACCAGUACUCUGACACGAAGGGCUUUUGCACUCUUUCCUGGCAAGAUGGCGGUGCUGGUAUGGCCUACACUGUGCUGGUAGUAUUAUCCUGUUUCGUGCUGCCUUUCGUAGCGAUUGUCUUCAUGUAUGUAAGAAUUGGCGUCAUCACGCGAUACAACUCGAAAACAAUGCGAGCAAAUCCAACCUCGUCAUCCUCCUUAUCGUCUAGUAAAACUCAAGCUAGUGACGUCACAAGGCAUGACGUCACCAGUAACGUCCAUAGACGUGACGUUAGCAGACAUGAUUGCACCAAUGACGUCACAAGACAUGACGCCACCGGACAUGAUGCCAUCAGGCGUUCACGUGAUAACGACCGAAUGACGAAACGCAACAUUUCAGGCUCCAGAGACUCGAUAACCGAAUCCAAGACUAUAACGAGUGUCUCUUACGUCAUUGUGACGUAUGGUCUAUUUUUAGCACCGUAUUACGUCAUGAACAUAGCCUCGGCGAUGUCCCAAGAUGCUUUGUCACCGGAAGUAGACUUCAUCGUGGCGUGGUUACAUUACUGUCAUGCAUCGGUCGUCGCAGUGGUGUAUGGGUAUAACAAUCGACGAAUCAGAUCGUUCCUCAAGCAGUUGCCAUGGUGGCCAAAACGUUCCGGAUGUAUGACGUCACAUGACGAAAGAUAUGAAACCACGCCUUAUGCGGUCGACUACAGAGCCUAA